Sugiyamaella lignohabitans is the source of this 1029-nucleotide messenger RNA. RefSeq names its product mitochondrial mRNA processing protein Cox24 (predicted) (gene cox24). The transcript has a single exon. Lineage: Eukaryota; Fungi; Ascomycota; Dipodascomycetes; Dipodascales; Trichomonascaceae. Gene Ontology annotation, cellular component: mitochondrion. The coding region runs from base 1 to 1029 and encodes 342 amino acids. The record is from RefSeq and is a predicted model, not a curated record. Gene Ontology annotation, biological process: mRNA processing.
AUGCUCUCGAGAUUCGUAAGACCUACAGGGUCUGCUUUGAGAGCUGCUAGUUCCCUGGCCUGUCCAGUCAGCGCCAAUGCUUUCCAUGUCCUGUCAUCAGCCUCUGGCGAUGCUGUGUUGACUUGUAACAAACCCAAAAGAAGAAGCAAUAGUAGCAGCAGCAAAGCUCUAGGUAAAAAGAAUGGUUCUGAUAACUCGGGUUCCAGCACAAACUCGAAAGACAGCGCAAAAGCUACUGACUCGGAGUCCGCUUCGGACUUGUCCAGCACCUCCAGUUCGUCAUUCCCCUUCUCGAAUCUGUCAGAAAAACAGUUUCAACAAUGGGCAGAUGAAAUCCGCGAGUCGGAGCUUCCUGUGCAGGCCUUUUUUGCCAGACACCGUCCUUUACUAGUUAUGGAUACUGCUGAUGUAAACGCUAGUCGCCAGUUUGCAGACGAGUCUCGUUAUGUACCUGUCUGGAGUCCACGAACCAACUUGUUCGAGGUUCAACAAUCCAAUGGCGGUCACUAUGGCGAGAAUAGUGGUGUUAGUGGAGUUUCGUCGCUAAUUCCAAUGAAGGUUGCUAAACAAUUGGGUCCUUUUAAUAUUGAGCAUGUCGACGAUCCAUUAACUCGUUCAUUAUCUGGCAUGACUUUAAAUUCCCAAGGAAUGCCCAAUAAUAAGCGUAAUAAUACGCCUAAUAUGGUCACUGGUUGUACCGUCCUCAAUUUAAAAGAUGGUGAUAAGCACAGCCCGGAAACUACUACUGUCAUUUUCGCCCGUACUACUAACGACGAGUCACCUCUGCAGACGGUGAUUUCUUUCCUUAAUAACAAUGCUCCCGAAUCAUAUGCCACAACUGAGAUUUCCAGUUCGUCGCUAGCCAAUUUCGGACUUACUGGUGGCAUGCUUGACAUCACUGAUGCCGACGUCACCACCGACAUCAGCGCUACCUCGGUCAAGAGAAAGAGGAAGCUGAAAAUGAACAGACACAAAUACAAGAAGAGAAUAAAGGCCCAACGGAGUCUGAAAAAGCGUCUUGGCAAAUAA